UUUUUCUUUCCACAAAACAGAGUCCCCAUCUUCCCACAGAGAGCGUGAUCCUCAGACCUCCACAAUGUCAGCCCCUGCCUCCAGGCCCUGCCUUCCUUAUCUGCUGCUGGCUCUGCUGUUGGGACUCACAGGUGUGGCAGGUGAGACAGAGCUGCAGGUGAUCCAGCCUGAGAAGUCAGUGUCUGUCGCAGCUGGACAGACAGCUACUCUGCGCUGCACCCUGACCUCCCUGCUCCCCAGUGGGCCAGUUGAGUGGUUCAGGGGAACAGGGCCAGCCAGGGAGUUAAUCUUCAGUUUCAGAGGAGGCCACUACCCCCGAGUGACAAAUGUUGCAGACACCACAAAGAGAAACACCACGGACUUUUCCAUCCGCAUCAGUAACAUCACCCCAGCAGACACCGGAACCUACUACUGUGUGAGGUUCCAGAAAGGGACCCCUGAUGUGGAGUUUAAGUCUGGACCAGGCACCCAACUCAUAGUGAGCGCCAAACCCUCUCCCCCCAUGGUGUCGGGUCCCAUGGCCAGGGCCUUGCCAGAGCAGACCAUCAACUUCACCUGCAAGUCCCAUGGCUUCUCCCCCAAAAACAUCACCCUGAGAUGGUUCAAAAACGGGAAUGAGCUGGCAGCCCUCCAGACCACCGUGGACCCAGAGGGAAACAGCACUUCUUACAGCAUCUCCAGCACAACCAGGCUGGUGCUGGCCCCGGGGGACGUUCGCUCCCAGGUCAUCUGCGAGGUGACCCACGUGACCCUGCAGGGGGGCCCUCCUCUUCGUGGGACUGCCAACUUGUCUGAGGUCCUCCGAGUUCCACCCAUCUUGGUGGUUUCCCAGCAAUGCAUUGCAGAGAACCAGGUGAAGGUCACGUGCCAAGCAAUGAAGUUCUACCCCCAGCGCCUACAGCUGACCUGGUUGGAGAACGGAAACGUGUCCCGAACAGAAAUGACCUCAAGCAUCACAGAGAACAAGGAUGGGAUCUUUAACUGGAUUAGCUGGCUUCUGGUGAAUUUAUCUGCCCUCACAGAGGAGAUGGUGCUCACCUGCAAGGUGAAGCAUGAUGGCCAGUGGGUGGUCACCAAAAGCCAUAUACUGGAGACCUCUGCCCACCAAAAAGGCCAGUGUACAGAUGGAAACUCUGACCCAGAGCUGUCUACGCUACCCCUGGUAGCUGUCACUCUGGGCCCAAAGCUGCUGCUGCUCAUCACUGUCUCUGCCAUCUAUGCCCACAGAAAGAGAAGAUCUGACUGUAAGUUGUGGGUCAGGGAUGGCAAGCAAAUUUCAGUCCCAGAAGGAGCCAGGUCAGGAAGAUGGGCAACGCACAGGUCACACAAGGUGUCCCAGGAGGAAAAUAGCACCAAGGACAUAGGAGACACAUGGGGAACAUUUCUGGAAUGAUGAGCAGAUAAUUAACUGUGGUGAACAUGGGUCCUACGGCACCUACCUUCCUCCCCUGCUACAUGCCACCCUCAGUGUCUGCUGCCUCCUUCCUUCCCUGAGAGAUCCAGCCUAAGAGAAGGAACAACUAGAAGCUUCCACAACAACCCUGCUCCAAAUGCCUUGCUUCCCCCAGAGACCCAGCUGCCCACACCUCCUGCUGCUCCUUCUCAGAGUCUUUGAUGCUCCCAGAGCUGGGUCUUCAUAUCAGAUCCUCAGCAGGGGCCAUGGGAACUUGCUCUGGGGACUGAUGCAGAGACUUGUGAGAAACAAGUCACAUCUACACAGACCAGGUAUCUCUCAUCCAUCUCCUGGAGACUGUGGCCACGAACUACACACUUAUGUCCAUGCUUUCAGGAGUUAUUCCUGCCAAGCCCCAGCCUCCCCAGCCUUGGUUAGGUUCUCCAUUGGGUCUUAAUAGAAACCAUCCGAGGUAUCUUAUGGUUUUUGGUGCUAUUGUAAAUGGAAUCAUUUCCCUAAUUUCUCUUUCUACGGUUGCAUUGUUAGUGUAUAAGAAAGCAACUGAUUUCUG
This is a messenger RNA of Zalophus californianus (California sea lion), 1964 nucleotides long. RefSeq names its product signal-regulatory protein beta-1-like. Lineage: Eukaryota; Metazoa; Chordata; Mammalia; Carnivora; Otariidae. Gene Ontology annotation, biological process: positive regulation of phagocytosis; positive regulation of T cell activation. Gene Ontology annotation, cellular component: plasma membrane. The transcript has 6 exons. The record is from RefSeq and is a predicted model, not a curated record. Bases 65 to 1393 code for a protein of 442 amino acids.